Messenger RNA from Venturia canescens, 3103 nucleotides. It is a transcript of the gene angel, whose product is annotated as protein angel-like. Gene Ontology annotation, molecular function: 3'-5'-RNA exonuclease activity. Bases 1340 to 3004 code for a protein of 554 amino acids. The transcript has 6 exons. Lineage: Eukaryota; Metazoa; Arthropoda; Insecta; Hymenoptera; Ichneumonidae. The record is from RefSeq and is a predicted model, not a curated record.
UCUGAACUAUCAUUAAACUAGAAUGAAUGGAUCGGUAACUGCAUUGCUUAUCACCAUGCAGAGGUUCGCGAAACAGUCGUUGAGUGGAACCUACUGAUCUUAUGACCAUUUUCUUCAACGUGGUUCAAGCUUAGGCCUAACAUUUUUAUUUAAAGUCUAGCAUGAACUGAGUUUAAAUUUAGUAGUUGCUCAGAGUUUUUUUUAUAGUGGAUCUCGCAGAAAAAUCGAAUAAAUAAGAAAAAUAACGAUUCAUCAAUCACUACGCUACUACAAAGCAAUAAUUUCCUGACAAAUAUGUUUAUUGAAAUUCAUAGGAAGAUAAAGGAUUUUCAGUUUUUUCUAGUACUCCCAAAAUUCAUUCUCAUAUCUUUAAAUUGUUUACCAUAUAAUUUCGUGAAACGCAGUCCAAAGGAAUUGAAAGAAGAAAAAUCGACGUUGAGAUGUGUAUCAUCAUCAGAGAGGUUAAAAGAAGGUUAAAGGGGAGACGAAAGAAAAGAACUGCGGGACCUCAUGUAAAUCGUCUGUAGUAAUAAUAUUUCGGUACACAAGGGAUACAAUAACGAGGAUAAAAAAUAAAAAAAAAAAGAAUGGCACUAUGUGGCAGGAUGUGCCAAAAGCGAGGGGAAAAUGUUUUAAGCAAAUAUCACCAUUUUCAACCUUUAACUUCUAGAACGCAUUUCAUUAUUUUUUUUUUUAUUAUCUGGAAAUGGAAGGAUGACAAAGGAAAUAACGUAUUGCGGGCUCGUGGGUUCGUCCCAGUCGUUCCAAACACAGGAAUCGCAAAGAAGAUGAAACAUUCGUUGAUUAGUCGUUGGAGACGCAACUCGACACGCCACGAGUUGCGUUCGUCUCUUUGCCUCGUAUAGCGGCGGCGCGCGUGACGAUUUUACAUCGUGUGAUGGAAAAAAAAUAAGAAAAAAAAAGGCUAAGAAAUAUAGAUGGUCUUCGAAAUGCAAGUGUGUGCGUACUCAUGAAAGAGAGAGAAUGAAAUAGUGCGAAAAAUCGCGCGGUAAAAAUCAUACGAGUGGUACAUAUAUAAGUAUAAACCGCCGUGUAUUACGUGGCGGCGAAAACAGUGUGUUUUUUGCGAACGACCUUUGAGUAGCACGGUCGUAACUCGUAACCUAACUCGGUCCGAGUAUGCUGCGGACAAGAAGGCGCAAUUUAGCUUCACUGUUUAUUACUUAAAUUCAUAUAUAUAUAUAUGGAUGUAUAUGUAUAUGUACAUAUAUUUAUAUAUGCAUGUAUGUAAAAUCAUCAUUUUUUCUUUCUUCAUGCUUCCCCGCGCAUGAAUUUAUACCUUUCGAACCAACUUGACACGAAAUUCGAUCGAAUAUAAAUGAGCGUAACUACCAGACUAUUGACAACUUGCUCCGUACUUAGUCCGGUUGUCUCUCGUAAUAUUUACAUCGCCCCUGUCUUUCAACAACAAUUCAAGCAUUCGCAGAUCACUAAAACAAAGGAUGUGCUGGCGAGACGCUCCACUCUGAGAAAACAGCCAAUUUCUUCUUUGACAGAUUUGACAAAUUACAAAAAUUGUCCAAUUUUUAUGCCAAACCUGGGCACUCCUGACAAUUUGAAGACGGUCUUCAUGGAGUCGUCCACUGAUGUUGCUGAACUGGAAAAAGAUUUGGAGUUUGCUCAAAUUUCGAAAGUUUUAGCUGAAUUUUUGGUGGAUGAUAGAGACAACGAGUACCAGUUUGAAUCCGACCACACCAUGGGCAAAAGUCGGCGCAUAAGUCGCAAGAGAUCUAUGAAUAAACAAAAAUACAAAGCCAUGAGGCCAUGGAGACCCGUAGGCACUGGGACAACAAGCACAAACUUGGAGACACAUUUUGUCAUUAAAAUAUUGUCUUACAAUAUAUUAGCCCAAAACUUAUUGGAGAUGCACAAGUACUUGUACAUGGAACAUGACAAGACUGCGUUAGUUUGGGAAAAAAGGAUGAUCCUGGUGCAGGAAGAGAUAUUGAAAGCGGAGGCGAAUGUGAUAUGUCUUCAAGAGGUCCUAUGCGAUCAUUUGGAAGAAUUUUUGGUUGUCUUUAAAAAAUCGGGUUACGAUUAUAUUUACAAACAGCGCACAAACGACAAAAGAGACGGUUUGCUGCUGUUGUAUCGAGCUAAUCAGUUGAAACUCGUUGAGCACGUCCAGGUUGAACUUUAUCAGCCGGACAUUGACAUUUUGAAUCGUGACAAUGUCGCAAUCGUCGCUAAAUUCUCGUUGGUCGAAAGCCCUGAAACAAAUUUCAUUAUUUCGACCACUCACUUGCUGUACAACCCGCGAAGAAAUGACGUCAGGCUCGCGCAAACCCAACUGCUGUUCGCUGAGCUCGAGAGGCUUGCUUUUGUCAAAUGUACCAAGAAAGGAUCGUCCUAUCUCCCCAUCAUAUUAUGCGGCGAUUUCAAUCUACAACCCCAUACCGGAGUCUACAGAUUCAUAACCGAAGGCACGUUUGAGUUUAAAGGGAGAAAUCGUAAUUUAGAGCCAGCAUUGCUCUGUGGCCUUGGAAAUUCCUUGAUUCCACCCAGUUUGCUAAUCACGGACAACUGUGAACACUAUAACGUACUGAUGGAUCGAAUGCGUGGUCGAGCCGAGACAUCCGAAGAUGUCGAAUUGAUCGAUGAAGACAAUGAUCACUCAAAAUCACACGUCAAAAGUACGGAGUCAAUGGAAAACAAGGUCAAUCCGAAAACGUUCGAAUGUCAAAAAGUAAAAGUAGUCGAAGGACGAUACGCAAAAUUCUCGUCCGGGUCGUUGACGCAUCCCUUCAGAUUGAACAGCAUUUACAAACACGUGAACAACGACAACGAAUCGGAAGCGACGACUCAUCAGGGAGAAUGGGUCACCGUCGAUUACAUAUUUUACAGCGGCGUUGAACCUCUGACCAAAUAUAAUUUGCCAACGAUCGCAGAGUGCCUGACUCUCCCGACGAUACCGAAUCACGUCGUCGGAAGCGAUCACCUUUGUCUCGGUGCUAGUUUCCGAUUGAAAAAAAGAAAACGAUAAAAAUAUUUCAAAUGCCAGUCAGAAACUCUUCGACCUUGUACAUAAACGAGCGGAAAAUUCAUUUAUUCAAUAAACAAACCUAAAUUUUAUUUAACUAAA